Erigeron canadensis is the source of this 1161-nucleotide messenger RNA. RefSeq lists its product as uncharacterized. Gene Ontology annotation, biological process: abscisic acid-activated signaling pathway; defense response. The transcript has 3 exons. Gene Ontology annotation, cellular component: nucleus; cytoplasm. NCBI's taxonomy places the organism in Eukaryota, Viridiplantae, Streptophyta, Magnoliopsida, Asterales, Asteraceae. The coding region runs from base 56 to 1006 and encodes 316 amino acids. The record is from RefSeq and is a predicted model, not a curated record. Gene Ontology annotation, molecular function: abscisic acid binding; protein phosphatase inhibitor activity; signaling receptor activity.
GCAACUUUCAUUCUUACAUAUAUUAUUUAUCUUUUUUGAAAUUAACUAAUCAAAUAUGGCACCCAUUACUAUUGAGAUUGAAGUUGCUUCUCAAUAUCCCGCCGAUAAAGUUUUCAAAGUUUUCAGUCAGUUCGAUAGUAUUGCACCUAAGGUAAACCCUCAAAUUUUCAAGUCCAUUGAAACAGUUGAAGGAAAUGGAGAUGUUGGAACAAUUAAGGUCCUCACAUUUGGUGAUGGGGUUCCAUUCACAAGUGCAAAAUACAAGGUAGACGCUAUCGAUGCAACCAACUAUAGCUAUAGCUACACAUUUUUCGAAGGAGACAACUUGAUGGGCAUAUUAGACUCCAUCACCAGUCAUGUUAAGAUUGUACCUGCCGCCGAUGGAGGGUGUGUGAACAAGCAAACUAUUACUUAUAAUUGCAAAGGUGAUGAAAAACCAUCUGAAGAGAUUCUUAAGAAGGAGAAAGAAACUUAUGAAAGCACCUACAAGGCUAUGGAGGCUUAUGCUGUUGCACAUCCUGAAAUUUAUAUGACAUGUGUUGGUAUCGAUAUUGAGGUUGCUUCUCAAUAUCCCGCCGAUAAAGUUUUCAAAGUUUUCAGUCAGUUUGAUAGUAUUGCACCUAAGGUAAACCCUCAAGUAUUCAAGUCAAUUGAAACAAUUGAAGGAAAUGGAGAUGUUGGAACGGUAAAGGUCCUCACAUUUGGUGAAGGCGUCCCAUUCACAAGCGCAAAGUAUAAGGUAGAUGCACUCGACGCAAGCAACUACAGCUAUAGCUACUCAUUUUUCGAAGGUGACAACUUGAUGGGCAUAUUAGACUCUAUCAAAAGUCAUGUUAAGAUUGUACCUUCCGCUGAUGGAGGAUGUGUGAACAAGCAAACUAUUACAUAUCUUUGCAAAGGUGAUGAGAAGCCAUCCGAAGAUUUUCUUAAAAAGGAGAAAGAAGUUUAUGAGAAGACCUACAAGGCAAUGGAGGCUUAUGCCGUCGCUCAUCCCGAAAUUUACUAGCCAUUUUAUAUCAUUAUGCUUUGAAAUCCUUUCCUUAUUGUACGCUUUUGCUCAUUUACUUGGCAUAAGCUCUUAAAUGAUGCAUGAGCUUCCAACUUUGAAACUAUUGUACCACGUUCGCCUUGAUGAAAUAAAAACACAGCUUUUUAAUUUAA